AUGCCCACCGCCACAGAACCUAACUCGCGCUCCCCGUCUCCCACACCCGCCCCGCCCAUCGCCGACGCCCCAGGCCCUCGCGCGCAAGGUCUGAUCAAUGUGUUCAACCAAGCCUCAAAAGCCACACUGGACAAAUGCUCCGCCAAGAACUUUGCUUCCUGUUUCCCCACCGCUGCACAAUACAGUCCAGAAGUGCUGGAUAACCUGCGAGGCCAGAUUGUAGACCAACUAGACCGAACAUGGAAGAGCAACUUUGAAGAUAUCAUGGAGAGGAGGAAUGUAGUCAAGCUGCUUAAUUCCCUAGACCAAUGUAUCGAGGAUGCGAAACUGAGGAAGAAACGCGCCGAAUCGAAUGCGAAUGGCGGGCCUGUGGAAACCCCUAUUCCCCCUCACACACUCUCGCCCUCUGAAAUACACCUAGCACACCUUAUGCCCUACCUCGAGAAACAAGCGAACGACAUGAACACGAAACUUGCAGAAACUCAGCAGUCAAACACCAAGCUACUGUCUACUGUAACCGCACAGCGCGCUGAGAUCGAGGCGCUGGUCCGCGGCUUGGAAAACGUUAUACAAGAUCUGGAUAUUAGUGCACAGAUGAUGGCGCAAGAUGAGGUGCAGGAGCUCAGCAAGGAGACGAGAGAGCUGGAGAUGGAGAUGAGAACUUGA
Pyrenophora tritici-repentis Pt-1C-BFP is the source of this 666-nucleotide messenger RNA. RefSeq names its product MIND kinetochore complex component Nnf1. Gene Ontology annotation, biological process: chromosome segregation. Lineage: Eukaryota; Fungi; Ascomycota; Dothideomycetes; Pleosporales; Pleosporaceae. Gene Ontology annotation, cellular component: MIS12/MIND type complex. The record is from RefSeq and is a predicted model, not a curated record.